Molecule: messenger RNA, 651 nt
Organism: Carassius auratus (goldfish)
Lineage: Eukaryota; Metazoa; Chordata; Actinopteri; Cypriniformes; Cyprinidae
Product: major histocompatibility complex class I-related gene protein-like
Exons: 4
Coding region: 1-651 (216 amino acids)
Biological process (GO): immune response
Cellular component (GO): external side of plasma membrane
Source: RefSeq, a predicted model, not a curated record
AUGUUGGAUGACAUUACUGUAGGAUAUUAUAUUUCAGUAACAAAGAUCUAUGUUGCAAGAGGGAAUGAUACAAAUGAAGAUGAUGUCAUAGCUCCAAAUUACCUCAAGAUUUCAGAAGUAAACCACAAAUUAGAAUUGUCCAAGCAGCUUCAUGAGAAGGUGUAUUACCCUGCCUGCAUAAAAACACUGAAGAAUUACCUUAAAAAGAGAGAAACUCAACUAAGCAGAAAAGUAAAGCCCAGAGCCAGACUCCUCCAGAAAGCAAAAUCAGAUUCUGGAGGGUCUCGUGUGAGUUGUUUGGCAACAGGAUUUUACCCUCGUCACAUCAACCUGACUCUGUUCAGAGACGGGCAGCCUGUAUCUGAUCAUGAGAUCACUGGAGGAGAUCUGCUGCCCAAUGAUGACGGGACGUACCAGAUGAGGAAGAGUCUGGAGAUCAGAGCUGAAGACAAACACACAUACACCUGCUCUGUCACACACCUCAGUCUGGACAACAAACUGGACGUCACUUUGGAAUCGGAACCAGUUGAAUCGUUUAAAUCGACGAUUUUCUUAGUGCUGAUAGUUUUGGCUCUGGUUUUGGUGUUUGGGAUUGGAGUCAUCAUAUGCAAGACGAGAAAUCAAGGUAGGACAAAAAAUGAAAAUCAAUGA